This is a messenger RNA of Candidula unifasciata, 2683 nucleotides long. The record is from the annotation of a GenBank genome assembly. NCBI's taxonomy places the organism in Eukaryota, Metazoa, Mollusca, Gastropoda, Stylommatophora, Geomitridae.
CACUUCCGACAGCAACACCCUGGAAGAUAUCUCUCUCCGAGUUGAACCAGGACAGCUGGUGGCUAUCAUUGGCCCUGUUGGAGCAGGAAAAUCAUCCUUGCUGAUGUCCAUUCUCGGGGAGUUGCCAGUCCUCAAAGGUGAGAUCAAGUUGUCAGGCAGGCUGGCCUAUGUUUCCCAGCAGCCCUGGGUAUUUUCUGGCAGUGUGCGACAGAACAUUGUCUUUGGGGCAGUCUUUGACAAGAUCAAGUAUGACAGAGUUAUUCAAGUCAGUGCUUUGAGAAAGGAUUUUGAAAUCAUGCCACAAGGGGAUGCAACACUUAUAGGUGACAGAGGCGUGAGCUUAAGUGGAGGUCAGAGGGCUCGGGUAUCAUUGGCCCGAGCUUUAUACAUGGAUGCAGACAUUUACUUACUGGAUGACCCUCUGAGUGCUGUCGACUCAGCUGUUGGAAGGCAUAUAUUUGAAAAAUGUAUAGUGAGCUACCUGAAGAAGAAAGCAAGAAUCCUGGUGACGCAUCAAGUGCAGUUACUGCCUGCGGCUGACAGUAUCUAUAUUCUCAAAGAUGGUAGAAUUAGCAUCCAUGGUACAUUUAAUGAACUGUCUCACUCUGGCGUGGAUUUCUCUGAGUUGUUGAAGAAUCCUGAAGAUGAGGCUUCACCAGCUUCCAUCCCCCAGAGCUUGACUACUCAUAGUGAUGGGACCACAAACCCGCAAGUCCAAGAGCUUGGAUCUCGCAUGUCUCUACACAGUUUGGUUGAUAGUUAUGAGCCUGAGCCGGUCCAGCUGCCAGAAGAGGAAGAGAGAGCCAGUGGGACAGUGGGCUGCAGUGUCUAUGUGGAAUACUUCCGAGCAGGGACCGGGCUACUCAAGUUCUUGCUGCUGGUGGCGGUCAACAUUGCUGCCCAGCUCUUCUAUGUGGCCAGUGACUGGUGGCUGUCCAGAUGGUCCAACCAAGAAGAAGAUCGAUACGCAGCAUUAGAGAGACUGAGACAUCUGAUGCUGGAUAACAACAACACAGACCUCAGCAACAUCACCACCACCAGCAACAUCACCGUCCCUUGGGUUGACAGCUACUUUAACAUCUACAUCUUCACAGGCAUUAUUCUAGCAGUGUUUGUCUUCGGCCUGGCCAGGGCCUUGCUGUUUUUUAGAAUUGCUGUGGAUGCAUCUCAGGAGCUGCAUCGGCGGAUGUUUGUGCGAAUUUUGAGAGCACCAGUGUCCUUCUUUGACACAAAUCCUGUUGGAAGGAUCUUAAAUCGUUUCUCAAAGGACAUCGGACACAUGGAUGAUUUGUUACCUGUGACUUUCUUUGAUUUUAUUCAGUGUUUUCUGCUGAUCAUUGGCAUUGUCCUAGUUGCUGGAGUUGUCAACCCUUACGUGUUUAUACCAACCGUGCCUCUGGUGAUAUUGUUCUUUCUGGUCAGAAAGUAUUACCUGCAGACUUCCAGGAGCGUCAAGCGACUGGAGGGCACCUCCCGGAGUCCCGUCUUCUCAUACCUCAGUGCCUCACUACAAGGACUGCACACUAUCCGCUGCAUGCAGAUGGAGGAGAAGUUUAUGGAGGAGUUUGAUGCUUACCAGGACAAGCAUUCGGAGGCAUGGUUCAUGUUCCUGGCUACAAGCCGCUGGCUGGCAGUUAGACUUGACUGGCUGUGUGCCAUGUUUGUGACAGCGGUCACUGUAUGUUCUGUUCUUGCUGCUGACUCAAUGAAUGCUGGUCUUGUUGGUCUGUCUAUAACCUACACAAUGACCUUGAUGGGGAUGUUUCAGUGGGGGGUCAGACAGAGUGCAGAAGUGGAGAAUCAGAUGAUAUCAGUGGAGAGAGUGCUGGAGUACUCUCGUCUGCCCCAGGAGGCAGACUUAGAGUCAGCCCCAGAGAAGAAACCGCCCCCUUCCUGGCCUCAACAUGGGACUAUUGUAGCAAGAGAUGUGUGUCUGCAGUACUCAGUGGAUGGGCCCCUAGUUCUGAAAAACCUCAACUUUGCUAUCCAUGGAAGAGAGAAGGUGGGGAUUGUUGGUAGAACUGGCGCAGGGAAGAGCUCACUCAUCACCACACUGUACCGACUGGUCGAACCUCAGGGAUGCAUUCUCAUUGAUGACAUCAACAUUCAGGAAUUGGUCUGCAUGACCUCAGAAGCAAAAUCUCCAUCAUUCCACAGGUAUGACCCAGUCCUGUUUUCAGGAUCGUUAAGAAGGAACCUGAAUCCAUUUCAGCGGCACACAGAUGAACAGUUAUGGACAGCUUUAGAGGAGGUGCAGCUGAAGGAUCAGAUCAGAGACAUUCCAGAAGGACUUAGUGCUGAGGUUUCCGAAGGUGGCAUCAACUUCAGUGUUGGUCAGCGGCAGCUGAUUUGUCUGGCACGAGCCAUCCUGGGCAACAGCAGGAUCCUCCUUAUUGAUGAGGCCACCGCCAAUGUUGACCCCAUCACUGAUGAGCUGAUACAGCAGACCAUACGCACAAAGUUCCAGGACUGUACAGUGCUUACAAUAGCCCACAGACUUCACACAAUUGCCGACUCUGACAGGGUUAUGGUUCUGGACAUGGGUCAGAUUGUAGAGUUUGACAAGCCUUAUAACUUACUGUCCAGUGGUCAAGGUUUCUUCUUUGAUAUGGUUCAGCAGCUGGGCAAGACAGAGCUUGACCAUCUGCUGGACAUUGCUCACCAGGCAGCCAAGAAAAGGUGA